Dothidotthia symphoricarpi CBS 119687 is the source of this 522-nucleotide messenger RNA. RefSeq lists its product as uncharacterized. The record is from RefSeq and is a predicted model, not a curated record. NCBI's taxonomy places the organism in Eukaryota, Fungi, Ascomycota, Dothideomycetes, Pleosporales, Dothidotthiaceae. The transcript has 2 exons. Bases 1 to 522 code for a protein of 173 amino acids.
AUGACCAACGAAAGCGCCCCACUGACCAACGGCGAGACGCCUUCCUCCAGAGUGCUGUCGCACCUGAACACCUACCCCGUAGUCCACGACUCAGUCGAACUCUACAAGUCGAACCCCUACGGCGCAAAGACCCUCUCCCUAGCCCACCAGACCUACACGCGCCUCACCCAGAGCCCAUUUGCGCCCUACCUCCAAACACCGCUGGCCUACCUCUCACCGUACCUCUCAGCCGCAGACACGCGUCUCGACUCCGGGCUCAGCACGCUCGAAUCCAAACUGCCCAUUGUGAAGGAGGACACGAGCAAGCUGAAGGAGUAUGCGUUCGCGCCGUACAAGUACCUGCUGGGCACGUGGGAGGACGAGUACAGCAAGACUCGCGGACAGGACGGGCUGGUCAAGACGGGCAAGGCGGUGCUGAGCCUCGAGUUGAAGGUCGUGAGUGAUGCUUGCGUGGCUUUCUUGGGGUACUGGAACAAGGGGAAGGAGACGACGCAGAAGAAGGUUGAGGAGAUCAAGCAGUAG